UGCUUCAACCCGGCUGGACGGAUCAGUUCGCUUUGAGGGUUGCUUUCGGUUGCGUGGAAAAUUAAGUGCGCGGGCGUCGACGGAGAGAUUUGUUUUGGGCCCCAGCUUUUUGGCCUAGUCUGGGUCAACGCUUUAGUUGCUUCCCCUUUUUGCGGUGUCUCGUCGUCACGAUGGUGGUUGCAUCUUGCUCCUUUGCAGAUGAUUAGUGGUGAAUCUUUUCCCCGGGGAAAGCUUGCAGCUGUUUGUGUUUUGCAUAAUGAGAAGCACUUAUUUUUUAAUGUUUUAGUGGAAAAAAAUGAUUAAUAAUUAAUACUAAUCGGUUAGCAAGUAGAAGUUGCAGCGAAAAAGCUCUUUAAAAAGUCAUUACGAAAUGCACAAAAUGACAGACAUCUGCACAUCGUCAUAAAAUCAAUACUUCCCAGAAGUACACCCUUCCUAAGUGUGUUUUUGAUUCUGCCGGAUUAAAAAAAGUGAAAUUUUAUGUUUUCGUGAAAAAACAUGAAAAAUGUCACAAAGCAUCCAGAUUCACCGGAAAAAGCCCAAUCGACAUCAUCGUAUGGAAAACGCGGCCAUAAUCAUCACUGAUUACGUGUAAAUCCACUCUUCACAGUAGCUGCCGCCAAGCCACGUGAAAGUACGAAAAAGCGCCACGUGCCCGUUGACCACACCAUCAUCAUCAUCAUCAUUGCUGCCACGCGCCCUCUCGCUUUGCCAAAUGACGUUUUUUGUGCAGUUGACCAGCAAGACAACCGGCGAACCGGCGGAGUCCGACCACAGCACCAGUGACAAUAACUACCGACUGCCAGCUCUUUUAAGCUUUGACCGCAGUGAUUCGCUGUGAGGAAUCUCAUUACUAGUUUAGAAUUUGAGAAACAUCUGACGAAAAUGGACGAGAAGGCAAUCCGCUUUCUGCCGUCGUCGAAGCCGCCGCGGGCCAAGCUGCCCAAGGUGGGAUGCAUGAGGUCGAUCACGGAUCGCAUUCCGGCCCGCUUGGUGCUCUACUUCCUGUCCUGGUCCGGCUUUCUGGUGUCGUUUAUGAUGCGCAACGACAUCAACUUUGCCCUGGUGGCAAUGGUGCGAACUAACGCUGGCGGCAACGGUACAAACUCCUCCGUCAGCGAUCACUGCAGAUCGGUCGCCGUUACCGAGAGUCCUGCCUUCGUAAACGGGAACUAUUCGACACUCGAUGAGGGAGCAAUCCCGCAGGUGAUAGAAGGAGUUGAGGAGUACGGCGAGUUUGACUGGGACUCGACGGUGCAGGCCGUGAUCAAGGGAUCGUUUUACUGGUGCUACGUGCUGUCGCAGGUCGUCGGCGGAGUUGCGACGCAGUACUUUGGCACUAAGAACGUGUUCGGCUGGAGCCAGUUCUUCACGGCCGCUUGCAGCUUGUGCAUUCCAUACGCGUCGGAUCUUCAUUACGGAGCGGUGAUUCUGCUUCGUUCAAUCCAGGGCUUUGCUAGUGGUCUGACCUGGCCAGCCAUGUACGCCAUUGUCGGAUACUGGAUUCCGCCGGUUGAGCGGAGCCGAUUCAUGUCCAGCUUCCAGGGCUUCAGCAUAGGCAUCGGGUUGACCUACCCGUUGUGCGGAUUUAUUAUUGCUUACUUCGGAUGGCGACUGGUGUUCUACACAACCGGUACCAUCGGUAUGAUCUGGUGUGUGUUCUGGUAUCUGCUGGCGUUCAACACUCCGCAGGAACAUCCACGAAUAACAGCCAACGAGCUCGAAUACAUCGAGCUGAACGUUAGUGAAGACAUCAAAAACGGAAUGGGCAUGAAGGUCCCGUGGAAGAAGAUCUUCACCUCGGUUCCCGUCUGGGCCAUUGGACUGACCACCUUUGGACGCAUCUGGGUCCACUAUACCUUUAUCAUGUCCGGCCCCGAAUACAUGCAGAAGAUCCUUUGCUUCGACAUCAAAGAGAACGGUCUGCUCAGCGGAACUCCCUUCCUGUGCUCGUACCUCUCGUCCGUUCUGUUCUGCUACAUCGCCGACGUCCUCGUGCACAAACGCCUCAUGACACUGACCAACGUACGCAAACUGUUCACUGCCCUGUCCCAGAUCGUACCCGGCGUUCUGGUGCUGCUCGUCGGCUACCUCGGAUACAACAUCGUGGUCGUGCUGGUCCUGUGGUUCGUAGCGGUCACAUUCAUCACGGCGUCGUACGCCGGAGCCAUGGCCAACAUCGUGGACAUUGCGCCCAACUUGGCCGGACCGGUGCUGGCCUUUGCCCAGACGAUCCACAUGACGGCGUCGUUCCUGCAACCGCUGGCCAGCGGCAUCAUGGUGACCGAUGCGCAAAACAUCACCCAGUGGCUGCACGUGUUCGGCGUCAGCUCGGUGGUCGCCAUCAGCUGCUACCUGAUCUACCAGAUCUUCGGCACGGCCGACAUCCAGCCGUGGAACUAUCCGGUGCCGGACGCCGAGGUGACGUCCACCGACGAUUCGGCCGUGAUCGCGAACCAGCCCAUGCUGAAGACGAUCGGAACGGCCGGCCGGGAUGACGAGGAGGACGACGAUGACGAGGAAAGCAGCAGUGGUCACUUCAAGUGAAUCACAACUCUCGGUCCCCCUCUUACGUGUUGAUAGCGUUGGGGGUGCACAAAAUGUGAAAAUCGGGGGGUUUAGUUUAGAAGAUUAGGACACAAGUUUGUUAAA
Molecule: messenger RNA, 2652 nt
Organism: Culex quinquefasciatus (southern house mosquito)
Lineage: Eukaryota; Metazoa; Arthropoda; Insecta; Diptera; Culicidae
Gene: MFS17
Product: sialin
Exons: 3
Coding region: 886-2547 (553 amino acids)
Biological process (GO): transmembrane transport; monoatomic anion transport
Cellular component (GO): plasma membrane
Molecular function (GO): transmembrane transporter activity
Source: RefSeq, a predicted model, not a curated record